Helobdella robusta is the source of this 525-nucleotide messenger RNA. RefSeq lists its product as hypothetical. The record is from RefSeq and is a predicted model, not a curated record. Lineage: Eukaryota; Metazoa; Annelida; Clitellata; Rhynchobdellida; Glossiphoniidae. The coding region runs from base 1 to 525 and encodes 174 amino acids. The transcript has 4 exons.
AUGGAUUUCGAAAAGAUUAAACCAGCCAUUUUUGAACAGCUUGAUAGCCAAACUAAUUUGCUUAAUGGAAUUCAAAAGAGCGUACAGCAGCUGGUUGAGAAACAACAUGUAAUAAAUGCAGAAAACGUUGAUACGAAUUCGUUGAAAACAAUUUCACCGGUAAAUGUAAACAAAGCCAUUACAGUUACAGAUGUAGUUGAUCAUCUCAGGUUAAGUCAGGUGGAAGUAGUUUCAUGUUUCCCUGCGUUCAAAAAAGACAAAAAUGGUGUCAAGCCAGAUGAUUCGCAGCCCUCCACUUCCUUUCGACUCUGUGUGGAUGCCAAGUACUCGGAUAUGAUUAACAAGGAAUGUACCUGGCCUGAACAUGUGCGAGUUAGAAACUGCAACAACAUAUCUCUGACAGCCAUGAAACAAACGACGUUUGGCGUAAAAAAAAGUAAUGACAAAAAUAAUCAUAAAGAGCAUGAGAAGGUGAGAAGGUGUGGGCCUGCAGUCUGGCAGUUGUUGGUUCUGAGCCAGGAUUAA